Nomascus leucogenys (northern white-cheeked gibbon) is the source of this 4039-nucleotide messenger RNA. RefSeq lists its product as uncharacterized. NCBI's taxonomy places the organism in Eukaryota, Metazoa, Chordata, Mammalia, Primates, Hylobatidae. The record is from RefSeq and is a predicted model, not a curated record. The transcript has 3 exons. The coding region runs from base 2057 to 2581 and encodes 174 amino acids.
GAUCCUGGGGGAGGAGUGGGGAGGCGCGGCGCGGGCUGGGGCCCUGGGAGCAGCCUGAGGGGGGCCCGGCAACAGCCGGGCUGGGGGCGGGGAGGCGGGGGCGGGGUGGCGCAGGAAGAAGGAGCAGAAGGUGCGGGGAGGAGAGCUGGGGGCGCCGGCGGCGAGCGCGCGUGGAGGCGGCACUUCGCGAAGUGGCACUUCGGGGCGGGCGGUCGGCCCGCCGGGUCGCGGCCUGGCGCUGCGGGGCGGGGAGCGGCUCGGACGCAGGACGCCUCGGGCCGGGCUUACAGGUGUGAGAGGCCCCGACCCCGCCGCUUCGCAGGCCAGCUUCCUGUUGUGCUCCCUGCACCCACCGACCUCACACACAGCCCUAGGACAGACGUCCACUGGCCUGAACUGGGUCUGGGGCCAACACGGGGCAGGUGGGGGUAGAGCAGCCCUGCCCACCUGGAGGAAAGUUGAAUGGCUGGAACCAAGAUGACAGAUGGAGGCUGGCAGGCAAACACGGGAGGUCUCCUCACUCCAAGAGGGGAGUCAGCCUGGGGACAGUUCUUCUCCAGGCCCUGCUGCUCCCAUCAGCUGCAACACAGGAGAGGUAGGCUCCUCCGGAAAAGCUCCCACGGUCCUGGGUCCCGCUCCACCUUCUAGAAGCUCCCAUUGUUACUUCCUGGGCUGGCCUGCACAUCAUCGCGCUACUCCCAUCCAAGGGGACACACAUUCAGUGACCGACUCAGAACCCAGCCUGCUUUCCAGGUGGCCAGUGGCUCAGCAGUCUCGGUGCCUGGGCCUGCUCCCUCUGCCUGGCAGCUCGGCAGGUGGCUGAAUGCGGGCUGGAGGCCUUCCCUGAGAAGAGGGUUAUCAGAACACCUGCCAUACAUGGAAGUGACCAGCUCGGCACCUGAGGAGACGCACCGCAGCUGAUGACUGGCGCAGAGCAGGACGUUGUGAGGUCCUCGUACCUAGGAAUAGACAACAAGGGCAAGAAACUCGGUGCCUGCCUGGCAUCUGCCCUGCACCAGUGACCUCCAGGAAGGUCUCCACCAAGGAUGUUCCCCGGGCACUCCGUGCUCGCCUUCGCCAGCAUCCUAUGAGGCCUUUCACACUGAUGGGGAAGCCUUUCUAAAGGCUGUGGAACCUCACUGCUUGCCUGAAGGUUGGGCAGCAUGGCUAGAAACUGCGGCCCAGACCUGGGAUCUUACCCACGCCUCUAUGAGAUGUCCCGAAGGAAACCAUCGACUGAGCGGAGAGGCUUUGCCCUGCCCGCCUCCUCCCAGGAAGGAAAAGCAGAAGAGGUAUCGCCAGCCACCGAGACUGCCAGCCACCACACCCUCCCAGACCCUCUGUCCCCACCCCAGACCAGGGUCACCUUCUUCCUGCACUGGGGGUGGGGUGGGGUGGGUUUCACAAUCCAGACUGUGGGGUGGGGUUGGGAGCAGGUUGAUGUAAAUGAGCAGCUCAUCAAGAGUCACUGAGAAGGAGGCAGAUGGAGCCGGUACCCAGCAGGUCUCCUCUCAUGAGCAUCAGCCCUCGCCUGGGCGGGCCGGGGGAUCCUCAGCACCCCAGCUCUGAGCCAGGGGUCUGCAGCCCGGGCACCAGCGAUGGGCCCUCAUGUACACAGGGCGCCGAGCAGGGCCGGAGGCAAGAGUGAUUUCAGACAAGAACCUGACGCCACAGCCGGCGACGCAGACCCUGGGUCAGCCAGCACGAUGGGCCACUGGGGAGAGGAGGGCUGGAGGCAGAGAGUGUAAGUGUGCAGCCUUCAUCAGCUUAUUUUUAGUGGCGUUAUGUAAGUGGCUUCAGCUCAACGUCACAUGGGGGGGGUCUCAGAUUUAAUUACAGGAUGACAGCCUUUGCUUUUCAAGCAAGCUGUUCUCCUGGCAAGCCAGGCGAAGGAUUGGGGAGUUUUGCUAAACAGAAGGAGCCCUUUCUGAGGUGACCACCCGGCAAAACUUGAACCCGCUUCCACCUCUGUCUCCCUCUUCCUGACCAGCCUCACCCAGCCUCGGCUGAACAUGGCCUGAGAGUAGCCACUUGUCCGAAAUCACAGGGACAUUUUAUGCCUGUCAAGGGAGCUUCCUCUCUCCUCUUCCUCCCCCUCCCACCCUCUGCCUGGCAGCUUUGCCUUCUCUCCAAGAGAAGGGUCCACCCAAUCAGAACUCCUCUUCCUUCUUUUCAUUCCUGGAUUAAAGCACUUGUAAUCAGUAACCAGAAAGUUCCAGAGCGGGAGAGACCGGAAGGCACGGGAGUGCUAUCGGACGGGUGUCUGGGGCAGAACCAGGAGGGCGAGCCUCUUCUCUCCCCGCCUGCCCUUGCUCGCUUCCCCCUCCAUGCCAGGUACUGUGGGAGCAGCUGGGCCUGGCCGGGGUCAGCAGGUGAAGCUGUCCGCAUGGUGUCCGGAGCACUGUUUCUUUGCUUCCUGCCUGGGCUCCCGUGUUCUUCACCAGUGGCAGCGUUAUCAGCAAGAAGGCAAAGGCAGGAGCACGAAGGUGGGAGCCAGGGCUGUGGGGUCAGGAGUCCCACUCCUUGCGGCGGGAAGCCCAGCUCAGCCGCCUCCAGUACACUUUGGCUUUGUCCAGCAUGAAAGGCAGAGCGAUGUUUUCACUGCAGGCUAUUUCCUGCCAGGGCAAGUGGGACAGGGCGAGCACUGACAUCGGCAGGCAUGGUGUGCAUUUAGGGGGUGGGCAGCGCCGAGGGGGCAUCAUCUGGCAUAGGUGGGCCCGGUGGCCACUGUGCUAGAUGACUGGCUGGUUGCUGGGGGAGGUGUCACAGCCUCUCUGAGCACCCCCUAAGUGGAGGGCAGAACAUUGUUGGCAGGAGUCCAGGCAUACAGCAACAUAAACAGCACAGAGAAUGGGACCAGUGCACCCGAGAGGUCGUUAUCAUCAGCAACUGGAUGGGACAUUCUAAAGAGCCCCCAACCGACACAGAUGGUCACUCCAGAGGCUGACAUUUAAAAGGAAGGGGCCUGGCCGGGCGCAGUGGCUCACGCCUGUAAUCGCAACACUUUGGGAGGCUGAGGCAGGUGGAUCAACUGGGGUCAGGAGUUCGAAACCAGCCUGGCCAACAUGGUGAAACCACAUCUCCGCUAAAAAUACAAAAAAUUAGCCAGGCAUGGUGGCGGGCACCUGUAAUCCAAGCUACUCGGGAGGCUGAGGUAGGAGGAUCGCUUGAACCCAGGAAGUAGAGGUUGCAGCGAGCCGAGAUUGUGCCAUUGCACUCCAGCCUGGGCGACGAGCAAAACUUCGUCUCAAAAUAAAUAAAUAAAUAAAAGUAAGGGGCGCAGGGAGGGGGCCCCAGCUCAUGCCCCUUCUGUGUGGGCUGCACGUGGUGACUUCCUUCCAGAGAGCACAGCGUGGGAGGUAGGCAAGGCGUCUCCACAGUGGAGAGCCCGACCCACUCUCUCAGCCCAGAGGUCAAGGCUGGCACCAUCACCGAGAGGUCACGCGGGCAGACGUGACAGGAGGGCGCUUCACCACUGGGCUCUGGGCUCUUCCAGACCCAUAACCCUUGUCUUAGUAUCAGAAAAACACUGGCAGACCGGGCGCAGUGGCUCACACCUGUAAUCGCAGCACUUUGGGAGGCCGAGGUGGGAAGAUUGUUCAAGAUCAGUCUGGGCAACAUAGUGAGACCCCAUCUCUGCAAAAAAAAAAAAUUUUUUUUAAUUAGCCAGGCGUGAUAGCACAUGCCUGUGGUCCUAGCUACUCUGGAGGCUGAGGUGGGAGGAUCACUUGAACCCAGGAAGUUAAGGCUGCAGUGAGCCGUGAUCACACCACUGCACUCCAGCCUUGGCGACAAAGUAAGACCCUGUCUCAAAAAAAAAAAAAAAAAAAAAUCAGGCAAAUCCCAACAGGGGGACACUCUACAAAAAAACCGACCAGCCCUCCUCAAAACUUCCCAAGUCAUCAAAACCAAGGAAAGUGGGCUGGGCGCGGUGGCUCACACCUUAAUCCCAGCACUUUGGGAGGCUGAGGCAGGCAGAUCACAAGGUCAGGAGUUUGAGACCAGCCUAGCCACCAUGGUGAAAUCCCAUCUCUAAAAA